UGAGUACGAGUAAAUACGUCUCGUGAAAAUUGAGGAUAGUUGUCUUGGCCGCCAAUCUGUGGUGCAGCCGAAUACGUCACAAAAUCCUUUUUACCAUGUUUAUCAGCUGGUAGACUGCCUGUGACGCGACACAGGCGCUCUUGUCUCUUGUGCCAUUGCUGUCUGUUUAAAGUUGUUUUCAAGGAAGCCAUGGAGGCAUUGUACAUAUGGCGGUAGUGGCUGUCUUUUUUGCCAUUGCUGUAGUUUUCUUUCUUUUCUUCCGAGGACGACGUAUUUUCACUAAAGGUCUUAAACUGUAUCAAGAGCGAGCAAGCAGAACUCAAAAACAGUUAGAGAUUCUUCUUCAGGGGAAAAUCAGCUCGACGAUGUCUACCUCUGAUAAUGAUUCAGAUGUCAGCGAAGACGGAAUUUCGUUAAAAAUUGACUCCAAAGGUUCCAAAGAGUGCAAUAUUGCCACUCCAGCUGAAUUUGUUAAAAGAUUUGGUGGCUCACGUGUGAUAGAGAAAGUCUUGAUAGCAAAUAAUGGUAUUGCCGCUGUGAAAUGUAUGAGAUCUGUUAGACGCUGGGCCUAUGAAUUGUUUGGCAAUGACAAAGCUAUACGCUUUGUUGCAAUGGUUACACCAGAGGACCUUCGGGCCAAUGCAGAGUACAUCAAGAUGGCUGAUCAGUACGUGCCAGUACCUGGUGGAACAAACAAUCAUAAUUAUGCCAAUGUUGAACUGAUUCUGGAUAUUGCAAAAAGAAUUCCUGUACAGGCUGUCUGGGCUGGAUGGGGUCAUGCCUCAGAGAAUCCAAAACUUCCUGAUCUGCUUUCAAAGCAUGGCAUCACUUUUAUCGGUCCACCUGCAUCAGCCAUGUGGGCUCUGGGUGACAAAAUUGCAUCAACUAUUGUGGCUCAGACUGUUGGUGUACCCACCCUCCCGUGGAGUGGAUCAGGUCUUACCCUUGACAGUUCAUCUAAGGACUUUGUUAAUGGGAAAGUUGUAGGAGUUAACCAUGACCUGUACAUGAAAGGGUGCGUGAAAGAUGUCAGCCAAGGAAUCAAGGUUGCCAGAGAUAUUGGUUACCCUGUUAUGAUCAAGGCUUCUGAAGGUGGUGGAGGUAAAGGAAUCCGAAAAGCAUCCAGUGAUGAUGAGUUUACAAACUUCUUCAGACAGGUCCAAAUUGAAGUACCUGGCUCUCCUGUAUUUGUAAUGAAACUUGCAAAGAAUGCAAGACAUUUAGAAGUGCAGCUCUUGGCUGAUGAGCAUGGCAAUGCGAUGUCCAUUUUUGGAAGAGAUUGUUCAGUGCAGCGUAGACAUCAGAAAAUCAUAGAGGAAGCACCAGCUGCUAUUGCUCGGCCUGACAUCUUCAGAAAGAUGGAAGAGGAUGCAGUGAAGUUGGGUCGUCUUGUGGGAUAUGUCAGUGCAGGAACUGUAGAAUAUUUGUACCAUGCUCAGGAUCACACUUUCCACUUUCUUGAACUCAACCCAAGGCUGCAGGUUGAACAUCCUUGUACUGAGAUGGUGUCUGACAUAAACCUUCCUGCAGCUCAAAUUCAGAUUGCUAUGGGUAUUCCACUGUAUAACAUCAAGGAUAUCAGAACAAUGUAUGGUCAUGAUCCAUUCGGAAAGGAUCCUAUAGAUCUUGACAAUCCUAGCAACCUUCCCAAGCCAAAGGGACAUGUCAUUGCAACUCGUAUUACUUCAGAGAAUCCAGAUGAGGGCUUUAAACCUAGUAGUGGUACAGUAAAAGAGUUGAAUUUUCGCAGCAUGAAAAAUGUCUGGGGCUACUUCAGUGUAGGAGCUGAAGGUGGCCUUCAUGAAUUUGCUGACUCUCAGUUUGGUCACUGCUUUGCCUGGGGAGAGGACAGAGAGGCAGCCAGGAGGAACAUGGUUUUGGCUUUAAAGGAAAUCUCUAUACGUGGUGAUUUCCGUACCACAGUGGAGUACCUGGUCCAGCUGUUGGAACAUGAAUACUUCUCAAAGAACAUAAUUGACACUGGCUGGCUAGAUUAUUUAAUUUCCAAGCAAGUUCAGACAGAGAGGCCUGAUGCAAUCCUUAGUGUUAUAUGUGGAGCUGUUCAUGUGGCAGAUGCUGACAUCAGCAAAAGAUAUGUCAACUUCAAGUCUGCACUGGAGAGGGGCCAAAUCCUUUCAACAGAUUGUUUAGCCAACACUGAAGAUGUUGAACUGAUCAAUGAAGGAUUCAAGUAUUGCUUAAAAAUUUGGAAGUCAGGACCAAACACAUUUUUUCUUGAUAUGAAUAAUUCUUGGACAGAAGUAGAAGCUCACAGAAUGAGUGAUGGUGGAUUACUUCUGUCGUGGAAUGACAGCAGUCACACCACGUACAUGAAAGAAGAAGUAGACAGCUAUAGAUUGACGAUCAGUGGAAAGACUUGCAUCUUUCAGAAGGAAAAUGAUCCUACAGUUUUAAGGUCACCCUCUGCUGGCAAACUAAUUCAAUUUACUGUUGAUGAUGGAGGACAUGUCUUUCAGGGAGAGUCUUUUGCUGAGAUUGAAGUCAUGAAGAUGGUUAUGCCCUUGAUAGUCAGUGAAAGUGGCUGUGUGCACUAUGUGAAGAACCCUGGUGCAGUGUUAGAGCCUGGCUCAAUUGUGGCCAAGUUGGAGCUUGAUGAUCCCAGUAAAGUUACACAGGCACAGGUCUAUAAUGGCCAGUUUCCUGAAACUUGUGGACCAAAACUGAAAGGAAGCAAAUUGCAUCAGGUUUUUCAAGCCGCACGUGAGAAUCUUCAAAAUAUCAUGGAUGGAUACUGUAUUGGGGAACCCCAUUUUUCACGGAGACUGGAGGAAGAUGUUAACACACUUAUGAAGGCCUUGAAAGAUCCUGCAUUGCCUUUGCUGGAAUUACAAGAAAUGAUCUCAUCCAUUGCAGGGCGUAUUCCUGCAACAGUCGAAGAAACUAUAAAGCGACAUCUUUCAAGCUAUGCCAGUAAUAUCACAUCAGUACUGAGCCAGUUUCCUAGUCAGCAGAUUGCAAAUGUUGUUGAUGCACAUGCAGCAACUCUGACCAAGAGAACUGAAAGAGAUGCCUUCUUUUUGAACACACAAAGUAUUGUGCAACUUGUGCAAAGGUAUCGCAAUGGAAUUCGUGGACAUAUGAAGGCAGUUGUUUUGAGUCUGUUGAGGCAAUACUUGCAGCAUGAAGUACUUUUCAACGAAGGAAAUUUUGAAAAGUGUGUGACAUUGUUGCGUGACAAGAACAAGUCCAAGGAUCUUGCAUCCGUUGUCCAAAGUAUAUUUUCUCACUCUUCUGUGGCCAAGAAAAACCAACUGACAAUAAUGCUUAUAGACCAAUUGUGUGGACGCCAAAGUGGUUUGUCAGAUGAACUAAAUCACCUUCUUCAAGAGCUUACCACACUCAAUAGAAAUGACCAUGGCAAGGUAGCGCUUAGAGCGCGACAGGCCUUGUUAGCAUCUCAGCAGCCAUCCUAUGAGCUUCGUCACAACCAGAUUGAGUCACUCUUUCUCUCAGCUAUCGACAUGUAUGGUAACCAGUUGGCUUCAGACAGUUUCCAGAAAUUGAUACUCUCCGAGACUGCUAUAUUUGAGUUUCUUCCAAGCUUCUUUUACCAUUCCAAUGAAGCGGUCAGAAGAGCAGCUCUCGAGGUUUACAUCAGGCGUAGUUAUCAAGCCUAUGAACUCACCACACUAUAUCACGAGAAGGUUGAGGAGAAUGUCCUUCUUGUUCAGUUCCAGUUUAUUCUGCCAAAUGCGCAUCCAAACAGGUUGCCGCAGAGAGUUCCUUCUAGUAAAACUGUUCUUGCCAUGCCGAGAGUUCGUAGUCUGAGUGAGGAUAUGUUUGACCUCAUAAACCAGCCGCCCUUGCAGCAAUGUCAAAGAACCGGUGUCAUGGCAGCAUUUCAAUCCAUUCUUGAAUUUGAAAGAAACUUUGAUGAUAUCAUGAGACGCUUUGAACCACCGACCCCUGAACAGCUGUCUCCAUCACCCAUGACGAGAAAGAUGAGCCUUGACCCAGUGUGGGAAAGUGAGAACAGGACAGAGCCUGGUGCGCGAAAGGAAGAGGAACCUGUUCACAUCAUUAACAUUGCCUUGCAAAUUGAGAAGAAUUGUAAAGAUGUGGAAAUUUGCCGCAAGAUGGUGUACGAAUUCACACAGUCCAAGAAAGAGAUUUUGAAGGACAAGGGAAUCAGAAGAAUUACUUAUCUGCUCAGUGAUUGUAAGGGUAUGCUACCAUGGUUCUUUACCUUCAGAGCUCAAGGAAACUUUGAAGAGGAUUCCAUUUACCGUCAUUUGGAGCCCGCCCUCGCUUUCCAGUUGGAAGUUUACCGCCUACGAAACUUUGAUCUGCAGACAAUUCCAACCACAAAUCACAACCUCCAUUUGUAUCUAGGCUCAGCCAAGAAGCUUUCAGCUCAGUCAGAAGUCACCGACUACAGGUUUUUCAUCAGGAGCAUUGUGAGGCACUCGGAUUUCAUCACCAAAGAAGCAUCAUUUGAAUACAUGGAAAAGGAGAGUGAGAUUCAGCUUCUCGAAGCUUUAGAUCAGCUAGAAGUUUGUUUCUCAGAGUGUCCCAAAAGGACAGAUUGCAAUCACAUUUUCCUUCACUUUGUUCCAUGUGUCAUCAUAGAGCCCCACAGGAUUGAAGAGAGUAUCCGUGACAUUGUCACAAGGUAUGGUAGACGACUUUGGAAGCUGCGUGUUCUUCAAGCUGAAAUGAAAGUGACUAUCAGGCUCACACCCACUGGGAAAAAGAUUCCUCUGCGAUUAUUUAUCUCCAACGAGUCUGGGUAUUACCUGGGCUUUCAUAUUUAUCGUGAGGUUACGGAUCUGAGAACAGGACAGAUAGUGUUUGAGUCCUAUGAUCAGAAACAGGGUCCUCACCACGGUCUUCCUGUCAGUACACCUUAUGUCACCAAAGAUCAUUUACAGCUGAAACGAUUUUCUGCGCAGUCUCUUGGAACCACUUAUGUGUAUGACUUCCCUGAGAUUUUCCAACAGGCCAUUGGUAGACAGUGGAAACAAUGGUGUUCUGAUCACAAGGAGGCUAAAAGUCCCCCAGAUGUUCUGAAAGUGACAGAGUAUGUUUUGGACGAGAACGACCAACUGAUGCCAAUGAACAGACUGCACGGAGAGAACACGAUUGGAAUGAUAGCUUGGAGAUUGGAGUGUAAAACACCAGAAUGUCCAGAAGGACGUGAGAUAAUUGUGGUUGCUAAUGACAUCACUGUCAUGAUUGGCUCCUUUGCACCUCCAGAGGACAUGCUUUUCAAGAGAGCUUCUGAAAUGGCCCGAUCACAAGGGAUUCCAUUUGUGUACAUCUCCGCUAACAGUGGAGCGCGCAUCGGACUGGCCGAGGAAGUGAAGCAUCACUUCAAGGUGGCCUGGAAUGAUCCUCUUGCUCCUGAGAAGGGUUUCAAGUAUCUGUAUGUCACUCCUAGUGACUUUAAAAAGUUAAGCGCCACCAACUCAAUGCACGCAGAACUGAUUGAAGAUGACGGCGAGUCCAGAUACAAAGUCACUGAUAUCAUAGGUCGUGAUGAUGGUAUCGGGGUGGAAAACUUGAGAGGUUCUGGAAUGAUCGCUGGAGAGAUGUCUGCUGCAUAUGAUGACAUUGUGACAAUGAGUCUUGUCACAUGUCGAGCAGUUGGUAUUGGCUCGUACCUAGUACGUCUCGGCCAAAGAGUUAUUCAAGUUGACAACGCUCAUAUUAUUCUCACGGGAGCCGGGGCACUGAACAAGGUUCUCGGUCGCCAAGUGUACACCUCAAACCUUCAGUUGGGGGGACCUCAGAUCAUGCACAACAAUGGUGUGACACACAUGGUGGUUUCUGAUGAUUUUGGAGGAAUAUCUGCGAUCAUGCAAUGGCUUUCGUAUGUCCCAAAAUGCAAGAAUGGUCCUCUACCAAUUUUGAAGACCAGUGAUCCUAUUGACAGGGAAGUUGAGUUCGUUCCUCCAAAGGCUCCAUAUGACCCACGGCACUUCAUUAGUGGAGCACCAGAUCCUGACAAUAAAGAUGUCUGGCUAAGUGGUUUCUUUGACCGCGGUUCAUUUGUGGAAACAUUGGACGGAUGGGCAAAGACUGUUGUAUGUGGAAGAGCCAGGUUGGGUGGUAUUCCCAUGGGAGUGAUUGCUGUUGAAACCAGAGCAGUCGAAGUUGUCAUUCCUGCUGAUCCUGGAAAUCCUGAUUCCGAAGCCAAGAUCAUAGCCCAAGCAGGUCAAGUGUGGUACCCAGACUCAGCCUAUAAAACUGCCCAAGCCAUCCUUGACUUCAAUAAAGAGCAGUUGCCAUUGAUGAUCUUUGCCAAUUGGAGAGGCUUCUCUGGAGGAAUGAAGGACAUGUACGAGAGCGUGUUGAAGUAUGGCGCCUACAUUGUUGAUGCUCUACGAGAAUACGAACAGCCAGUGUUCAUCUACAUUCCUCCCAACGGAGAGCUACGAGGAGGAGCCUGGGUUGUAGUAGAUCCAACAAUCAACCCUGAGAUGAUGGAGAUGUACGCUGACCAGGAGAGCAGGGGUGGAAUACUUGAACCCGCUGGUACAGUAGAAAUCAAGUUCCGUCGUAAGGAUCUAGUGAAAGCCAUGCACAGACUGGACACCAAAUGUCAAGUAAUUACCCAGGCCCUCGCCUCAGCAGAACUACCCGUUAAAGAACGUAAAACUCUGGAAAGACAGCAGAAGGAACGUGAGGAACAGCUUUUACCCAUUUAUCAACAGGUUUCCGUAGAGUUCGCAGACCUCCAUGACACCCCAGGACGUAUGCAGGAGAAGGGAGUCAUUGCCGAGGUACUCAAGUGGAAGGAGUCACGUCAGUUCUUUUAUUGGCGUUUAAGGCGAAUCUUGAUGACGAGAGACGCAAAGAAGAAGAUCAGGCAUGCUAAUCCUGAUAUUUCAAGUCGGCAGCUGUGUUCUAUGCUGGAGAGGCUGUUUCUUGAGGCACAUGGAAACACCAAGUCGUACUUGUGGAACGACAACAAAUCAGUUGUGGAGUGGCUGGAGAAAGAGUUGAGUCAGGCUGAACACUCUGUUAUUGACGAAAAUGUCAAGUGGAUCAGCAGGGACUGGAUUCUACGACAGAUCAAGACACUUGUACAAGAAAACCCUGAAGUAGCAAUGGACUCCAUUGUGCACAUCACUCAACAAAUGACCACAGCAAAACGGGCUCAGGUCUCCAAGAUUUUGGCUGCAAUGGACUCUGGCAAUAAUGUGGAAAAUUCGAACGGAGACUCAGCGAGCUAGAAUGGGACUUGAUUCGACUGGACAGUCUUAACGUGCAUCUCUUGGAGAUGGUAGCGAUUGUUGUUUUAGGUAUGAUUGUUCAGCAGGCCAAGAAAAACUGCGUCCUGUGGACGAUAAAAAGGUAUAUUUCUAUUCCGGGUAAUUGGAGGUGAUAGCAAUGUUCACAAAACUGAUUUUGUACCUAAAAUGUUGCUGUGUUGUGACAAGGACUUGUACAGGAGUACAAUAAAAAGCUAAAGCAAACAAAACAACAAGGCCCUGGUUGGAGGGCAUAAAGGGAGGGAUUGAUACUCUACUGACCAUCCAAGUUAUGUUUAAAAUAAGCGCAUUUUUAAACUCUGGUUUGCCUUGCGCAGAGUAACUACAUAUUGUCAAGAUGAAAUAGUGCUUGAAAUUUUCUCCAGAAAAAGUAAACGAGUUUCAGUUUUCCCUUUGUGCUUUCCAUCACCGACUGGGUAUUGUGGUGUGGGGAGUGAAAAUGUUUUUGUAAUUAAAAGUAGAAGUAAAGUUUAGCUAUAAUCAUUUUUUUUUUUCAAGAAAGAAUGUAAUUCAAUAAUUUCUUUCGUGACAUAGGUUUGAAAAUUUCAUCGUGACAUCAGCACGAACGUUUAGAUUAGUGUUGUUACGUGAUUUGAAGUCAAGACGUUCACGAUUAAUUCCUUUCUACGACCAGCCUAGUUAACUUGGGGAAGCGUCAAUAGUAAAUAAGGUUACAGUAAAGUGUAUCAGAAAUAAUUGUGGGUGGGGAAAAUAAAGUUUUUCGACAAGAAUAUCUGCAAUAAUAUUGUACGUAUUUAGAGAUUCUAAAAAAUCAACAUUGUGGUAGUCUUAAUAGGCGAACAUUUUCCUUCGAUUUGUUAUCAUGAUUUCCGUCUCAGAUUAAUUUUUUUUUUUUGAACACGUAAAUUUUGCUUAUAAAAUUCAAUAUACUGUAGUCUUUAGCAACCAUUCUUGUAUCUUAGAUGAUGACAUUAGACUUUAAUACUACUACUGAAUGCAAGUUUUGAAUAAAAGCAAUUUUAAUUUGA
Molecule: messenger RNA, 8227 nt
Organism: Orbicella faveolata
Lineage: Eukaryota; Metazoa; Cnidaria; Anthozoa; Scleractinia; Merulinidae
Product: acetyl-CoA carboxylase-like
Biological process (GO): fatty acid biosynthetic process
Cellular component (GO): mitochondrion
Molecular function (GO): metal ion binding; acetyl-CoA carboxylase activity; ATP binding
Source: RefSeq, a predicted model, not a curated record